AUGUACCGCCGCCGUGUUUUGGGAGCUACACUCAGCGAGGCGGGGUGCCAAGAGCCCCACAGCUCGCACAGCUCGCAAUCUCGCGAUGGAUAUGAGGAGUCGGAGAAGAAGGCCUUUUAUGAUGGUUGCCCGACCAAUGCGCAGGGCGCCGGAGGAGGAUCCCCGAGCAGCACUUGGAGCCGAUGCUCGAGGGCGUCCUGGAGCUUCGGGUGCGGCACGGACCGCUGCACUCAGCCAGGAGCGGCAAAGACACAGCGAAAGCAAGCGCGAAGGAUGCUACAUCGCUUGCACCGCUGCAUGGCCCGAUCUGGUGUGGUGGCAUUCUCCUUUUCGGCAUCGGCUCUUCAGAGAAGGAUGGAUUCUUUCGCAAAGUUGGACGAGGUUUCCAAGUUCAAGAGUCGUCGUGCUGCAGAACGAUCGUUGGGAGCAGGCAGCUCUCUGUCUUCAGCAUGCAGGUACGUGUCCUGCUGCAUUC
Molecule: messenger RNA, 475 nt
Organism: Symbiodinium sp. CCMP2592
Lineage: Eukaryota; Dinophyceae; Suessiales; Symbiodiniaceae
Source: the annotation of a GenBank genome assembly